CAGGCCCAGGCCUCCUGGAGCAGCUGGGCCGCGUGGAGCGGCGUCGCUGCAGCCAGUGCCGAAGCUUCGACGCGCGCGGCACGCAGGAGCUGCUGCUCGACGCCUCCCUGCGCGAGCGGUUCGCGAUGCCGCUGCCGCUGCCGGCGGCGGAGGCGGAGGAGCUGCGGAGGGAGCUCGGCGCCUGCUACAUCGAGGGGGCAAGCCGCCAGCGCUGGGCCUGGUCUGCGGGCGGACCGCCGGGCUGGAUCGAGUUCCGGCCCAGGGGCGUGCUCUGGACCAAGGACGACGGCGUGGGCGCAUGGGAGCCCCUGCGCGAGUGGGACCGGGGCACGUUCCUGGCUGUCCACCUCUGCGACCGCGCUGAGGUCCGCCACGUGCUGCGGCUGCGCGACGCCCCCGACGCGGCAGGCUGCCUGGAGCUGGAGGAGUGGCACCGGGAGGUGUCCAGGCCGCUGGGCUUCUGCCGGCGGUCGCCGGAAAGGAGAGCAUGGUGCCGCUCGCACGCCGCCGUGCCCCGCCCUGCGCUGGAUAGUGCUGGCGGCGAAGGGCCCGCGCCGGCGGAGCCCGCGGCGGCGGCCGCCGACGACCCGCCGGGGGGUCCAGAGCCAGAGUACGAGGGCGACGACGAGGACAAGGGCCCCUUCAUUCCUGCCCUGAUCGACACCCUCGCGGAGCGGCCAGGGCUAGGCCCACCAGACAGGCCGCCUGACACCGCGCGCCUCGAGCAGGGGGUCCCGGGAGCCGCAUGCGAGGGCAGGGCCAGCACCGCCUUCCAGGGCUAG
Prorocentrum cordatum is the source of this 782-nucleotide messenger RNA. Lineage: Eukaryota; Dinophyceae; Prorocentrales; Prorocentraceae. The record is from the annotation of a GenBank genome assembly.